Molecule: messenger RNA, 2315 nt
Organism: Strongylocentrotus purpuratus (purple sea urchin)
Lineage: Eukaryota; Metazoa; Echinodermata; Echinoidea; Camarodonta; Strongylocentrotidae
Product: probable E3 ubiquitin-protein ligase HERC4
Exons: 14
Coding region: 118-2049 (643 amino acids)
Biological process (GO): protein polyubiquitination
Molecular function (GO): ubiquitin protein ligase activity
Source: RefSeq, a predicted model, not a curated record
CAAUUCAGCCCCGUCUAUUUGUACACUUUUGCUGUCGUUCAUUAUUAUAACAUUCACAUGAAGUACACUGACUGAGAAGGAUCAUAUCACGCUGGAUAUAUUCAGGAACCAAUAACCAUGGCAACCAAUUCCAAGAUAGUACUGGAGAGCAUCUUCAGAUUAGAUCCUGGAGCUGAUCUAACUCAGAAGCAACAAACCGACCUGUCUACAAUGAUGUCACCAAAAUGUCUGGUAGAAGCAUUUCGAGAUACUGAUUUCAUUGGGCUCGGAGACCAAUAUACGGCCUUAAAAAUGGACUCACUGAAGGAAACCUUUCUCCUGCUCAAAGACAACAUUAAACUCUUAGAACAGGUAGCAGAAGUAAUCUUCCGGCACAUGCGUUCAGAAUUACGCAAGGAUGCAAUCGAACCCGAUCUUCUCCGAGUAGUUCCGAUCCUACUCGAGUGUCCAGCCUUCGACAGACCGGAUAAAGAGUGGGGUGAUCGAAUCAUCAGAGAAAUGGCCGAAAUCUUGACACGGAUGCAUAAAGCUACGAAGAGGAACUUCGAAGUGCUUGUUUGUUGGUGGAGUAAGGACUCGGAUCUUUUAGCCAGAGUGGUUAAGGUCUACGUACAGGCAUUCAGGAAUGACCUGAAGGAUUAUCUGGACAACACUGCGUCGAAACCAUGUGAUAACCUAUACUUAGAUGUAUUGGUACUCUUGAGACAGAUCAAUACAUCGCAUGGGUACACGAUUCCCGUGAAUCAGUUUUACAUCCUUCAACCAGGAAAUGAAGAAUUAAACAGGAAGAUCAAGAGGCUUAUUCUUCAGCUUCAUCAUCAGCAUUUGCAACUCCCUCACCUGCGUCUCCUUUCAUUAGCCAACGUGCCAUGGGUACUGGACGUACCUCUGAAGUGGGAAAUGCUGUGUAUGGAGUUCGACUCUGCAUGUCAGAUAGACUUGGAACCAUUUUACCUUCGAUUCGAGAUUGACGACGACAAAAAGAAGGUUGUUGAAUCGGCUAUCUCGGAGCUAAAAGGUAAAGAUGAAACGUCUCUCAUGCUCCCGAUGGAAGUCCAUUUCAAGGAUAACGUGUCUUUGGGUCGAAAUGCUGGUGGUCCCAUGAAGGAAUUCUUUUCCCGACUGUUCGGAGAGCUGUUCAAUGUAAAGAAGCAUUCCAUCUUCAAGAAACUCAACGAUUCUCCUUCGUGUACGACAUUGUGGUUUAACAAGGAUUCUAAGGACCUGGACAAAUUACGAUCAGUCGGGACGCUGUUCGCUCUGAUGUUCUACAAUAAGGUCAUCGUCACAAUGCCGUUUCCAUUUCUUUUCUACAAGAAACUGCUUGGAACUAGCCCAUCCAGUUUGGAAGAUCUGAAACUACUAGAUCCCGGGAUGGCGAAGGGCAUGGAAACAUUGAUAGAGGCGAGUGACUUUGAGCUUUCCGACUACAGAUUUACAGUCGAUGGACCGGUGAACGAACCGGAGAUCGAACUCAAACCAGGAGGCAAAGACGAGGUCGUGACCACGUCAAAUGUUGGAGAGUACAUUGAGCUUUACGCCAGGCACUACACAGCGUCCUCCCAGUUCAAUGUAUUCAGUGAGAGUUUUCGGAGUAUGUUCGGUCGUUUAAGUCUGCACAAACGUUUCGCACCGCAAGAGCUGAUGUCAUUAUUUCAAGGAGGGGAAUAUGAUUGGAAGGCCUUUCAAGAAAGCUUUGGUUAUGAUGAGAAAGGCUACACAGCAAACCAUCGCGUGGUCAAGAUGUUUUGGUCAGUGUUCCAUGGUGAUCUCACUGAGGAUGACAAAAGAGACUUUCUGAGAGUCAUGACAGGUGCUGACCAUGUCCCCAUUGGUGGAAUCCAGGAGGUUAGACCUAGGAUGUGGCCAAUGGGAGGAGACAAAGAUUGUAAGGGGAAACCCCCGAAGGACAUGUGCCCUGAAGUGAAUACAUGUCAUGGUUUUGUCGUGCUCCAUCUCCCGAAGUACAGGAAAAGAGAGCAUCUAAAAGAACGACUCAUGAAGCUAAUAGAGAUGAAAGGGCAUGGAUUUCAUAAAAUACCAGACUGAACCUUUGACUGUCGUAAAGACUUUAACAGUCUCGUAUUCGGACAUUGACUUAUUAUAAAUCAAUAUAUAAUAUCUUAGUUAAAGAAAAAAAUUCAAAACUGGUUAAUGAAUUGUCCUGUUGGGUCAAUGAAUAAAGAAAAAGUUAAGAAAUUGUAUGGAAUCCUAUCUGUCAUACGCGGUGGCACUAAAUUCGGUCACAGCGACAAAUCGACCUAUUUUGGGCCACUGGGAAUAAUGUAAUUGAAAACUUUGUUUUGUUUGGUAUU